GUCACACAGAAUCGACAGUUUCAAAUUUUACUAAAAGUUUGUUUGCUUCAUUGCAAAAUGUCGCAAACCAUUUUAACUAAAAAACUUAAAUUUGCUUAAUGGAACGCUGUUUGCCAAUUUCCCGUUUUGAACCCGUGGUUUGCCAAUAAUUUGUGAUCUGAAAGUGGCGCAAGCAGCGUGGUGCACGGAAGUAGCCCAAAUUCAUACAUAUGAAUGUGCAAAAACAGGCAUGGAAUUACAGACAGUAAAGGUGAAUAACCUGCGUUGCACCACCACCGUGGUCUCUUCCCUCCAAGCAUCUGUUUCUGCAACAUCAUCUCCCAACCUUACGCCAAAGAAGAGAGUGGCCAAAGUUGCCGCCGGCGAAACCACUUUCUUCGAGCAGCUGAAUCCACAGCAAAAGCGGCAGGUAGACUUCAAUAGCCGUAAUAGCCUUAAGAGUUCAAUCUCGGAGGUCGAUAAGGAGUUCAAUGACCAUAAGAACUUUCUUGGCUCUCUAACAGACAGUGAGAUAAUGGAAAAAUCAAACGGCUCGCUAAGUUGUGCCUCCUCAAACACAUCGGUCACGCCUGGAAUGAACAUCAUUGGAAGUGGCGCCGCCACUGGCUCUGCUUCGACGACAUGCUUGGCCGUUGUACCCAACAUCGCCCAAAUUAAGAAGCGCAUCUCGAGUAGCCGCACGCCGACACGCAAGGCGCAUCGGAUUAAAUUCUACCGCAACGGUGAUCGCUUUUAUCCGGGCGUAACAAUUCCUGUCUCUAACGAACGGUAUCGAUCCUUUGAAAGUCUCUACGAAGAUCUUACCCGGUUGCUCGAGGAGAACGUGAAGAUACCAGGUGCAGUUCGCUCCAUCUAUAGCAUGUGUGGAAAGAAGGUUACCACUUUCGAUGAGUUGGAGGACGGUCAGAGUUACGUUUGUUCCUGUAAUAACGAGAAUUUUAAGAAGGUAGAAUAUAACACUAGUUCCCAGGCUUUGGCCAAUCUGACGCUGGCCAACACUAGUCGCUCGAACAAUCAGCGGCUGGCUAAAUUUCAUCGACCUUCCUCACCCCUUAAGAACGGAUCACUCUCCAGCAAUGGGUCAGCUGCAGCUUAUGCUGGAGGAGCGGCCAAUGGAAGUCCGUUGAUUGCCUCCCGAUUCAGCGAGCUUGACACUGUGGUUCAUCCACGUAUCGUUACGCUUAUACGGAAUGGCACUAAGCCACGACGCAUCAUGCGCUUGUUGCUAAACAAGCGUAACAGUCCAAGCUUCGAUCACGUCCUGACCGCCAUCACGCAAGUGGUUCGCCUAGAUACAGGUUAUGUGAGAAAGGUAUUUACCCUUUCAGGGUCACCAGUAGUCCAACUCGCUGAUUUUUUUGGGCCGGAUUACGUAUUUUUUGCGUAUGGCACAGAGCGUAUUAACACAGCGGAGGAUUUUAAGCUUGAGGGUGACGAGCAACGUGCUAUCAAUGUCAUACGUAAGACCCUGCGCACCGCGGGGACCACAUGCAAGGGACCAAAGCCCAAGAUGCCUGUCAAAAGCAAAAAGGUGUAUCCUCCGUUGGUAGUUUCGGAGUCGUUCAAAGCAGCUCCCGCGCUUAAAGAUGAUGAGCAGCAGGCCUUACUAAAAAUAACUGGCGUAGAGGUCGAUGAUUUGCCAGCUAAUAUUCGGGACCUUUACACUCUGGGAGAAAUUAUUGGCGAUGGUAACUUUGCCAUUGUGCUCAAAAUCAAAGAUCGCCAAACGGGCCAUCCCUACGCCCUGAAAAUUAUAGAUAAAAGCAAGUGUAAGGGCAAGGAGCACUACAUUGAUGCCGAAGUUCGAGUCAUGAAAAAAUUAGAUCAUCCGCAUAUAAUAUCACUAAUAAUGGACGUGGGCCAACAUACAAAUAUGUAUUUGGUUCUGGAGUAUGUUAGUGGUGGCGAUCUAUUCGAUGCAAUUACCCAGGUGACGCGGUUUUCAGAAAGUCAGUCGCGGAUUAUGAUUAGGCAUUUGGGCUCCGCCACGUCUUACCUACAUUCCAUGGGCAUUGUACACCGAGAUAUUAAGCCGGAGAACCUCCUAGUUGAAUUAGAUGAACAUGGAAACGUUCUUGAACUUAAGCUAGCUGAUUUUGGAUUGGCGUGUGAGGUAACCGAACCUCUAUUUGCUGUCUGUGGUACUCCCACAUAUGUAGCACCAGAGAUAUUGUUAGAAGUCGGAUAUGGCUUAAAGAUCGACGUUUGGGCCGCUGGUAUCAUUUUGUAUAUAUUGCUGUGCGGGUUCCCGCCAUUUGUGGCGCUUGACAACCAACAGGAACCUCUCUUUGACGCUAUUAUAUCGGGAAUUUAUGAGUUUCCCGAUCCCUACUGGUCAGAUAUAGGCGACGGCGUGCGCGAUUUAAUCGCCAAUAUGCUUCAGUCGGAUCCGGACGUUCGGUUCACAAGCGAGGACAUCCUUGAUCAUUAUUGGACGAUGGGAAAUGAAAACGUUUGCAACGAUUAUAAUAGAUGAAUCGUAGUCGUGUGGAGUGUUUAUUAUACUCCCCUUGACCUUUUAGACGCAAGUAAUUUUGUAUCAUGUAUCUUAGAACGCUAUUCUCUAAGACAAUACGUUAUGAUAGUCGUAUAGCGGAUACCACAAUCUAAACACGACCAUAGAACAACACUGAAGAAAAUGAAAACGAGCAUUUCUACUAUUCCAAUAUUCACACCUUUUACGGUGGUUUCCAUCAUAUUUUAUUUUAAAAUAUUUAUAUGGUACAUGUAUAAGUACAUAAAUUAUUGUAUCGCUCUUCUAAUGUUUUCAGUUCAUAUUUUUAUUAAUGAAUAAAUAAAGAAAAAGGGUGAAUAUUAUUUUUUUU
Molecule: messenger RNA, 2825 nt
Organism: Drosophila gunungcola (fruit fly)
Lineage: Eukaryota; Metazoa; Arthropoda; Insecta; Diptera; Drosophilidae
Product: serine/threonine-protein kinase GA29083
Exons: 6
Coding region: 230-2476 (748 amino acids)
Biological process (GO): protein phosphorylation; intracellular signal transduction
Molecular function (GO): protein kinase activity; ATP binding
Source: RefSeq, a predicted model, not a curated record